Molecule: messenger RNA, 402 nt
Organism: Verticillium alfalfae VaMs.102
Lineage: Eukaryota; Fungi; Ascomycota; Sordariomycetes; Glomerellales; Plectosphaerellaceae
Exons: 2
Coding region: 1-402 (133 amino acids)
Biological process (GO): mitochondrial respiratory chain complex IV assembly
Cellular component (GO): mitochondrion
Source: RefSeq, a predicted model, not a curated record
AUGCCUAGCUCGUGCAAAGAACUCCGCGAGGCCCUCGCCCAGUGCCUCCAGGAAUCCGACUGCGUCAUGGUCCAGCGCAACACGGCCGCCGACUGCCUCCGCCCGCCCCUCGUCCACGAGCUCCCGACAAAGUGCCAGCAGCUCAAGAAGGGCUUCGGCGAGUGCAAGCGCGGCAUGGUCGACAUGCGCAAGCGCUUCCGCGGCAACAUGCCCGUCGCCUACAAGACCAUGGCCGACGCCGAGGACGGCAAGGGGUACCAGCUGUACGCCGGCCGUCCUGCCUUUGCCGGCGGCCGCGGCCAGACGGACGGCAACGAGCCGGCGCCCAAGGACUGGAGGGAGGUCGAGAACGAAGAGUACAGGAGGCAGCAGCUCGCCGAGCAGCUCAAAUCUGGGAGGUAG